AUGUCGUCGAUGCGAGGACUCGUCCAGUUCAUCGCCGACCUGCGAAACGCGCGGGCGCGGGAAUUGGAGGAGAAGCGGGUGAAUAAAGAACUGGCCAACAUCCGACAGAAGUUUAAGUCGGGCAGCCUCAACGGUUACCAGAAGAAGAAAUAUGUUUGCAAGUUGCUCUAUGUCUAUAUCCAGGGCUACGAUGUCGACUUUGGCCAUCUUGAGGCCGUCAAUUUGAUCUCCUCCCCCAAGUACUCCGAGAAGCAGAUCGGAUAUUUGGCGGUUACGCUGUUCCUACAUGAACAGCAUGAGCUCAUUCAUUUGGUUGUCAAUAGCAUCCGGAAGGAUCUGCUAGAUCACCAUGAGUUGAACAAUUGUCUGGCGUUGCAUGCCGUUGCUAAUGUUGGUGGCCGGGAGCUCGGGGAGGCGCUCGGCGGCGAGGUUCAUAGACUUUUGAUUUCACCUACCUCGAAAGCUUUCGUCAAGAAGAAGGCUGCGCUGACUCUGCUUCGUCUGUAUCGGAAAUACCCCGGCAUCGUUCGGAAUGAAUGGGCCGAGAGAAUCAUUUCCAUCAUGGACGACCCUGACAUGGGAGUCACGCUGUCGGUGACUUCGUUAGUCAUGGCUCUAGCCCAAGACUUGCCCGAAGAAUACAAGGGCAGCUAUGUCAAGGCCGCGCAGCGAUUGAAGAGGAUUGUGGUCGACAACGACAUUGCGCCGGACUAUCUUUAUUACCGUGUGCCAUGCCCCUGGAUUCAGGUCAAGCUACUGCGUCUGCUGCAGUACUACCCCCCGUCAGAAGACAGCCAUGUCCGCGAGAUUAUUCGGGAUUCCCUACAGCAGAUCAUGCAAGCUGCUAUGGAAACACCUAAGAACGUCCAGCAGAAUAACGCUCAAAAUGCUGUUCUGUUCGAAGCCAUCAACCUCCUCAUCCAUCUUGACUCCGAGCACAAUCUCAUGAUGCAAAUUUCCACCCGUCUGGGCAAAUACAUACAGUCCCGCGAGACUAAUGUCCGCUACCUCGGCCUGGACGCGAUGACCCACUUUGCUGCCCGGGCCGAAACUCUCGAUCCGAUCAAGAAGCACCAGAAUAUCAUCUUGGGCUCACUGCGGGACCGGGAUAUCAGUGUCCGCCGCAAAGGUUUGGAUCUAUUGUACAGCAUGUGUGACACGAGCAAUGCUGGCCCGAUUGUCAAUGAACUGCUGCGGUACCUGCAGACUGCAGACUAUGCGAUUCGCGAGGAGAUGGUGUUGAAGGUUGCAAUCCUUACGGAGAAAUAUGCCACAGAUGCCCAGUGGUACAUCGACAUGACCUUGAAGCUGCUCUCGCUGGCCGGCGAGCAUGUCAACGAAGAAGUAUGGCAACGAGUGAUCCAGAUCGUGACCAACAACGAGGAGUUGCAGGCAUAUGCGGCACAUACCUUACUAGGCUACUUGAAAACCGACUGCCACGAAAGUUUGGUGAAGAUUGGCUGCUACGUCUUGGGCGAGUUCGGCCAUCUCGUUGCUGAAAACCCUGGCUCAAGCCCCAUUGAGCAAUUCCUGGCAUUACAGGCCAAGAUGUUCACCAGUUCCGACAACGCGCGAGCCAUGAUCCUGUCGUCGUUUGUCAAGUUCGUGAACCUGUUCCCUGAAAUCAAACCCCAGCUCCUGCAGAUCUUCCGCCUGUACAGUCAUUCCCCCGAUUCCGAGUUGCAGCAGCGAGCAUUCGAGUACCUGUCACUGGCCACGCUCCCGACUGAUGAUUUGCUGCGAACCGUUUGCGAUGAAAUGCCUCCGUUCUCUGACCGUGCCUCCAUCUUGCUCUCCCGACUUCACCAGAAGACUGCUGGCACCACCGAAAGAAAGACGUGGGUGGUCGGAGGCAAGGCCGCAAAUGCGGACAAGCAAGAAGUGCUUAUGGCCCAGAACACCGGCUUGAAGCGCAGCUUUACGACCAUUGUCAACAGCACGCGUACCGGUGCUGCCAACGGAAGCCCGGCCAGUUCUUCGGGUGACCUGGCCGGCUUGGAUCUUAGUGGACCGUCUGCUCCGCCUCCAAAUAUGGCCAGUGCCGCGCAUCUGACACCGGAGUGGGAUGUUGGGUUCAACCGGCUCUACUUCAAUCAAGAGGGUGUGCUAUUUGAGGACGCACAGAUCCAGGUCGGACUGCGCUCCGAAUACCGCGGCCCCAUGGGUGUCGUGAAGCUCUACAUCUCCAACAAGUCUACGUACCCCAUCGGAUCCUUGACCACUACCCUUGACAACCCGGCCUCGCCCAACCUGAAGAUCGACACCAAAAACCUCCCCGAACCCUCCGUGGUUUCUGCUGGCCAGACACAACAGACACUGUUUUGCUCUGCGCACGGUCCCUUCGCCGCUGCGCCCACGAUCCGUAUCUCAUACUUGGCCGGUGCGCUCCAAGCAUACACGCUCCAGCUGCCCAUCUUGAUGCACCGAUACAUGGACCCGUCGGCGCUAUCCGCCGAAGAGUUCUUCAAGCGCUGGCGCCAAAUCGGAGGGGCACCGCUCGAGUCUCAGAAGACCUUUGGGUUGAUUGGGAAAAACAAGUCCAUCAACGAGGCUUUCACCCGGAAAAUGGUGGAGAACUUUGCCUGGAGGAUCUUGGACGACGUGGACCCGAACCCGAAGAACAUUGUCGGCUGCGCGGUGUUCCAGUUCGAGGGAGGCAAGACGGGCUGUCUGAUGCGCCUAGAGCCCAACUACGAGAAGGCGAUGUAUCGGAUCACCAUCCGAGCCACGCAAGAAGGCGUCCCACAGGCACUGACGAGGCAAAUGGAGCAGAAGCUGGCGCAGGGAAUUGUGGACCGGUCCUGA
Molecule: messenger RNA, 2805 nt
Organism: Penicillium alfredii
Lineage: Eukaryota; Fungi; Ascomycota; Eurotiomycetes; Eurotiales; Aspergillaceae
Product: AP-2 complex subunit alpha
Exons: 4
Coding region: 1-2805 (934 amino acids)
Biological process (GO): intracellular protein transport; clathrin-dependent endocytosis
Cellular component (GO): membrane coat; AP-2 adaptor complex
Molecular function (GO): clathrin-cargo adaptor activity
Source: RefSeq, a predicted model, not a curated record